GAGGAGAGGGACUCUUCAGAAGGACUUUGGUGAGGAAGGACCAAUACCUGUGAGCAUCGAAAAUGCCGGUCAUAAAUGUGGAGGAUCUGACGGACAAGGACAAGGCUUUGAUGGAAGUGAACCAACUGAAAACUGAAGUCAAGCUCGAGAGGUGGUUGACGUCUAAAUGCUGCGAGGAGAUCAAGGAAUACAUUCAGGCCAGAGUGGAGGAGGACACCCUCGUCAAAGGCAUUUCAGAGGAGAAGAACCCCUUCAAGGAGAAAGGAGGCUGUGUCAUCUGCUAAAAUGGAUCUGAGGAGCUUUUUCAUGUCCCAGAUUAGCACACAAGGACAUUCUCCCCUCCCCUCGCAAAAUGAAUUUGCAUGUCGAAAAGACUAGAAGAAAAACAAGAAAGAAAGACUUUGUAAAACACGAGCUCCUGUGUAAAUAAAUCCCUAUGUAAGAUGGAUUUGUAGCCUUAUAACUGUAUUCAUUGAAAAGAUACAGUAUGUGUGGCGUUAUAAUCUGAGUAAAUGGGUCUAAAAUAUGUUGUCAUUACUUUGGGCCUGCUAGAAAAGUUACAGGAACAUAUCCUUUUAACAGAAUUUGCAUAUAUUUAGCUUCCCCAACUUUUUGUUGUGAUAUAAUCACUAUUUUGUAGCAUAAACCACAGGUAAUAUUAAACUUUUAAAAAUGA
Molecule: messenger RNA, 676 nt
Organism: Austrofundulus limnaeus
Lineage: Eukaryota; Metazoa; Chordata; Actinopteri; Cyprinodontiformes; Rivulidae
Gene: gngt1
Product: guanine nucleotide binding protein (G protein), gamma transducing activity polypeptide 1
Exons: 3
Coding region: 63-284 (73 amino acids)
Biological process (GO): G protein-coupled receptor signaling pathway
Cellular component (GO): heterotrimeric G-protein complex
Molecular function (GO): G-protein beta-subunit binding
Source: RefSeq, a predicted model, not a curated record